AUGUAUAACGAUUUCCACAAUCCACCAAUUUCCCCAUUACCUAAGCACUCACUUUACGAUAGUUAUUCUCCAAGAAAUAGCUCUUACAGCACCACCUCCAUUUCCAACACUACAGAUAAUGGUAAUAGUAAUAAUAAAGUUAAAUCAAAAAGCUCCAACAGUAAGAUGUCAACUAUUAGGAACUUUUUAAAGAAAAAAGAAUGUAUGAUUUGUAUUGAGAAACGGUAUAUUAAAUCAUUUGUGAUAAUCUCAAAGAAUUGUAAUCAUGAUACAAAUAUAUGUGACGAGUGCGUUAAAAAAUACAUUGAAAAUAGUUAUGAAAUAAAAAGUCUUGUUAAAAAAGAUUUAUAUGAAAGGUAUGAUAAAUUAGCAUUACGUAAAGCACUUCAACAAAUGUCAGAUAUCAGGUGGUGUAAAAAUCCUAAAUGUGGAUCAGCUCAAUCUCAUAUAGGAAGCGAUUCUGAGCCAAUAUUAACAUGUGGUGAUUGUGGAACUAAAAGUUGUUUUACACAUGAUUCAUUAUGGCAUGAAGGAUUAACUUGCCAACAGUAUGACGAAGUUGAGAAAGCUAGAAAUGAGGCUACUCACACCUAUUUAGAACAACAUACCAAACCUUGUCCUAAAUGUGGAGUAAGAAUUUCAAAGAAUGAGGGUUGUGAUCAUAUGACAUGUAAAGUUCUUGAAUGCAAACAUGAAUUCUGUUGGUUGUAA
Molecule: messenger RNA, 711 nt
Organism: Entrophospora sp. SA101
Lineage: Eukaryota; Fungi; Glomeromycota; Glomeromycetes; Entrophosporales; Entrophosporaceae
Source: the annotation of a GenBank genome assembly